GCAGCUCUACUAAAACCAGCUGUUCAGCGAAGCACCAAAUACCCAGUUUUGUUUAUUUUACGAGUUUUGUGUUUUUUGUUAAUUGUCAGGCAAAAAUGACUCUCGAUUUGGACGCGAAUAAGAAGGAUGACAAGCUGCUCAUCGCCACCAUCCAGCAGGAGUACAAAAUACUGGCAGAGUACAAAAUGAUCGAGUCAGAGAAAUUGAGUGGCACAUAUGUGAUACCUAGCUAUGCUAAUUCCUUGCAGUGGUUCGGGGUCUUCUUCGGACGGCAGGGCUUCUAUGCGGAAAGUGUCUUUCGCUUCUCCAUUUUACUGCCUGAUCGUUUUCCCGACGACAAAAGUCUUCCGGCCAUAAUAUUCCAGCAGGCUGUGCUGCAUCCCCUUGUGUGCCCGUACACCCACACCUUGGACGUGAGUCACGCCUUUCCGGAGUGGCGAUGCGGCGACGAUCACCUCUGGCAGCUUUUGAAGUACAUGCAGGCCAUUUUCUCCGAUCCCCUGGACAGUAUCCGUGGCAUCGAAGUGGACAAACUCAAGAACAGCGAGGCUGCUGAGCUGCUAAUGACGAACAAGGAGGAGUUUGCGGCCCGCGUCCUGGAAAACAUGAAGGAGAGCAAGGAGCACAUCUACGACACUCCGCCCACGGAGGAUCCGCACUACAUAGUGUUCGAGCAAUUUCAGCCAGACGUACAUGGACCCGUUCUGGAUCGCAUCAAGGCCGGGAGGUGCAAGCAGACGGAGCCCUCUUCGCAACAGGCGAACGGAGGCCACGCCACUGGUCUCUCCUGGGUGAAGGAGGGCGAGUUCAAGCCCCUCAGCAUUGAAUAAAAGCACUAUACUGGCUCUGUAAGUUAUCUACGUAGUACUAACGUUGUCUCAAAUUUAAUCCAUUAAAGUUACUCGAUUAUAAA
Molecule: messenger RNA, 913 nt
Organism: Drosophila takahashii
Lineage: Eukaryota; Metazoa; Arthropoda; Insecta; Diptera; Drosophilidae
Gene: peo
Product: pendolino
Source: RefSeq, a predicted model, not a curated record